This is a messenger RNA of Branchiostoma belcheri (Belcher's lancelet), 1926 nucleotides long. RefSeq names its product oocyte zinc finger protein XlCOF6.1-like. Gene Ontology annotation, molecular function: DNA-binding transcription factor activity; RNA polymerase II cis-regulatory region sequence-specific DNA binding. Bases 30 to 1355 code for a protein of 441 amino acids. The record is from RefSeq and is a predicted model, not a curated record. Gene Ontology annotation, biological process: regulation of transcription by RNA polymerase II. NCBI's taxonomy places the organism in Eukaryota, Metazoa, Chordata, Leptocardii, Amphioxiformes, Branchiostomatidae. The transcript has a single exon.
UUCAUAAGCCAUCCCGCCUGAAAUCACACAUGCUGACUCACACCGGGGAGAAACCCUACAGUUGUGACGCGUGUAAGAAGCAGUUUAGGGACAAAGAAGCUUUGACAGCCCACGUCCUAGUUCACUCUGUUGAGAAGCCGUUCAGCUGUGACAAGUGCGAUAAAAGCUUUCCUAUACGUCGUUACCUCCGUAGGCACAUGCUCAUUCACACCGGGAAGAAAACCUGCAAGUGUGAGGUGUGUGGCAAAGUCCUCGGGGAUCAACGUUCUCUGCAGGGACACAUGGCGACCCACACUGACAAGAAACCCUACAAGUGUGACGUGUGCGACAGGCAGUUUACUCAAAAGGGAGCCUUAAAGGUGCACAUGUAUACCCACACUGGGAACCAACCAUAUGCUUGUGAGCAGUGCGGGAAAAAGUUCAGUCAACUGUACCACCAACAAAGGCACAUGAAAACAAAACACAGUGGGGAGAAAACAGCUGCAGGUGCAAGUGCAAAACACAGUGGGGAGAAAACAGCUGCAGGCACAAGUGCAGAAGACACUGAACAAGACAGCGAGGCGAAGUUGAGACCCCACCAGUGCGAGACGUGCGGCAAGCGAUUUACUACAAGAUCCAAGCUGAUUAGCCACGUUCGAACUCACACCGGUGAAAGACCCUACGACUGUGACGAGUGCGUCAGGUCGUUUGUAGACAAAGAAUCCCUGAAGAGACAUAAGUUGUCUCACUCGGAUGAGAAACGCUUCAUGUGUGAAAAGUGUGGCAAGGGAUUCAACCGAAGUCAGCACCUGAAGGUCCACAUGAAAACCCACACUGGCGAGAGGCCCCACAAGUGCCCCGAGUGUGGAAAGGGCUUUUACGAGGUCGGCGCUCUAAACCUUCACCUACGGACUCACACUGGGGAAAAACCCUUCAUGUGUGACGAGUGUGGCAAACAGUUCAGUCAACAGGCCAUCUUACGCGUACACAAAAAGAUCCACAGGGGUGAGAAACCGUUUGUUUGUGUUCAGUGUGGGAAGCCGCACAGUCAGCUGGCACAUCUACAGAGACACAUGUUGAUUCACACUGGGGAGAAACCUCAUGCAUGCGGAGAGUGCGGGAAAUGCUUUAGAUCGCAAGAGUACCUCAAGAAGCACAUGCAAACCCACACCGGUGAGAAACCGUACACUUGUGACGAGUGUAACGGUCGGUUCAGCCAGGCCAGUGCUCUGAAGAGGCACAAGUCGACCCACACUGGUGAGCGACCCUACAGCUGCCAGCAUUGUGCCAAGAAAUUCAGCCGAAAGGACCACCUGAACAACCAUAUGAAGACUCACUCUGACUGUGCAGACAAUUCUGAAGGAGCUUCUGAUUAGAACAAGAAUUGUGGACAGCAUUUUACAGAUUGGGGCACACAGAAAUAUGAAUAAUUUUCUUUAUCUUAUCUAUUAAAUUAACCAGGUUGCUCACAUCCCCAUACGUGUAUCUUGGAGAGAGAUCUCCAUGCCAGCUAGGGCAACAACUCAUCAAAAUAUACAGAAAGAUGAUAAAUGUGUACCAGUAGAAUGAAUACUUGCUGUCAUAUAUGUACAUAUUAACACAUAUGAUAGGGGUGUUAGCACUAACAUAUUUUUGCAGGGCACAUAUUUUUGCAUAUAACAUGUAAAGGUGUAACAUGUAAAGGUGAAUAUUCUUGACAUUUCUCAUUAAAAAACGCAUUGUUGUAUUGCCAUUAUUAUCUUUUCCCAGUACAAGCGAGUUUUGAACCCAGAUGUUAGGUUGGGUUGUAGUCUGUCUUGAAUUGUUGUACUGAAGUAUAAAAGUAGUUCAUUUUGUACCUGUAUUAAUACUAUUCGGAGCAAAUCAUACUUCCGAGCAAGUGAUGAUUUCUGUGUUGUAUACAUGCUUCAAGUACUACGAGUAAUAAAGUAUAUGGUAGAAAAUUAA